UGGACGUGUACCGCAGCUUUCUCAGAAAGAAUAAAAUAAAAACACUACACAAAUUUAUUUAUUAUUCAUACUCACUCGCAUUCUAUCAAUUUUUGGGAGAGCGAGAAGCAGUUUGGAAUUAAUUAUUGAAAAUCUGUGUGUUUUUGGUGCAGCUAAUUAAAAGUGUUUUGUGAAUCAUCGCGAAAAAUCAAUGUAAAAAAAUCGAAAUUCGUGUAUCAUCAUAGAAUAAUUUUUAUAUAAAUACCAAAAAGUUACAACACAUCGACAACAACAACAACAACAACAUGAGCAGCGUACGGAGUGUUUUGUGUGGCAGAACACUUUUGCGUUCAUCAUCGCAAGCGCUGCCAAGCAGACAAUUAGCGACAGUAGCAUCACUCAGCACCAACCACAAUCAGCAAUCCUUUGAUGUUAGAUACAAUAAAAAUUAUUGCGGAUUGAUUCACAAAAGCAAGUUGCUCUUAUCAAGGGACAGUGUGAGUUACAGCGGUCGAAGUCGAUAUACAACGGCGUUGUCCAACAUGACAAAAGAUCAAGCGAACGAGUUGGUUUUCCGACUAAACGAUUCGGAACGACAAAUUUUACUCCAAGUAUUAAACCGAUUUGAAUCAAAUAAGGAACGCCAACGACUAGAAGGUGAGUUGGCUGCGUCACGAUGGCGAUCAAAGUUUGGCAGACCCAAGAUGCACGUCUUAGGUAAUGUUGAUCCAACAGGUAGUUACUGUCGUGUGCCGGAAAAUUGGCUGAAAAAACAACUUGAACCAAAAGUAGAAGAGAAGAAGUACGUGCACGUAUCUAUAUUAAAUGUAAUGGGAAAUCGCAUGGCUAACAAUAAUACUGACUUGCAUGCUUCACUUGAUUCCACUCCACCGCCAACAACAAACGAUCUAACCAAACUGAUGAUAAUAAACUCGUUGCCAUUUAUUGGAUUUGGAUUUUUGGACAAUUUUACCAUGAUUGUCGCUGGAGAAUAUAUCGAACACAGUAUAGCUGGUAUCAUAACCAUAUCAACGAUGGCAGCAGCCGGAUUAGGAAAUACAAUAAGUGACGUAAUUGGUAUCGGAUUUUCGUCCUACGUUGAACGAUUAGCAGAACGAGUUGGAAUCCGUCCUCCGAACCUUACGCCGAUCCAAAUGGAGAUGAAAUCGAGUCGGAGAGCCUCAAAUUUGGGUCGCGUUUUGGGAAUCACAGUUGGCUGCCUCUUGGGCAUGUGUCCCUUAUUGUUCACAAAUAGUAAUAAAAACGAGAAACCUACUGACGUGUCGGUGUCUGCAGCACUCGACGAGGAAACCGUAACAGAAGCAAAUACCUAAAAACGGAUGAAAAACUAAAAUUUUAUUAACAAAAACGUACUUACUAUAUUAGAUAGUGUACAACAUGCCGACGUAGAUAUUUAUAAUUUAUUAUCACUAACGAAAACAAAAAAAAAAUCGUACAGAAAAAUAAAUUAAUAAUUUUUAUCGUGGAUCGAAUUUCGUUCAAACGAAGUACUAAUUGUUUUUUCAUGA
Messenger RNA from Culicoides brevitarsis, 1508 nucleotides. Its product is annotated as transmembrane protein 65. The record is from RefSeq and is a predicted model, not a curated record. The transcript is spliced from 7 exons. Lineage: Eukaryota; Metazoa; Arthropoda; Insecta; Diptera; Ceratopogonidae. Gene Ontology annotation, cellular component: mitochondrion. Bases 285 to 1313 code for a protein of 342 amino acids.